AUAAACAAAAAAGGACCCCUACUGAUACGCUAUCCUUCCUCCAUUAAAGAUCCUUCCCCAAGGAGUCUUCUCACACUUCUCUGUCUCUUUCUCUCAACCUUCCCUUUUCUUCCCUUCCUUUCUUUCUUAGGAACGCAACGGACUCUCACUUUAUAGGAAAAAGAGAAAAAAAGAAAAAAUGCAGAGCUUCAAAGCUGCAGCUCCUACUAACCCAGACAUGUUUUGCCACACUUCUUUUUUCCUCAGAGGAGAGGAUUGUAAUAGCCGUCACCAGACGCGUUUCUCGGAUCUUGGAGAGCUUGAUCAUCCCGCUUCUGCUUUUCAGCACGAUGAUGCUGUUGAUUUAAGCCCAAGCUCCAUUUUUAGUUUAAAAUCCAGCAAUGUUGCUGUUGUUGCUAAUAGCUUCAACUAUGGUUCCUUGAACACGAGCAUUGGGGCAACAGAGAUAGUUUCAAGUGGAACGGGGUGUUUGGACACAGGGCAGUUCAUGUACCAGAAAGGGACAACGUUUGGUGCCUCAUUGGGAAAUGGCCAUAUUGAAAACUGGGCUGACUCUGGCCUCGCAGAUAAUAGCCAACAGACUGACACUUCUACUGAUGUCGACAAUGAUGAUAAAAACCAGCUUAAUGGUGUUCGACAUGGAGCUAUUAUAACCGUGGAUUCUGUGGAUGAGUCCAAGCCAAAAACUGGUGACCAAAAGACACUUCGUAGGCUGGCACAGAAUCGAGAAGCUGCGAGGAAGAGUAGAUUGAGGAAAAAAGCAUAUGUCCAGCAGCUUGAGAAUAGUCGACUUAGGCUUACACAACUAGAGCAGGAGCUUCAAAGAGCACGACAGCAGGGUAUUUUUAUCUCGUCUGGACUUUCUGGGGACCAUGGCCAUUCAGUUGCUGGAAAUGGGGCCUUGGCCUUCGACAUGGACUAUGCUCACUGGCUUGACGAUCAUCAGCGGCUGAUAAAUGACCUAAGAUCUGCUGUAAAUUCUCACAUGGGAGAUAAUGAAUUGCGCAUUCUUGUUGAGUGUGUCAUGGCACAUUAUGAUGAGGUUUUCAGGCUAAAAAGCAUUGGUGCUAAGGCUGAUGUAUUUCACAUGCUUUCUGGUAUGUGGAAAACACCUGCAGAGAGGUGUUUCAUGUGGUUGGGAGGAUUUCGUUCAUCUGAACUUCUCAAGAUCCUUGGAAACCACCUUGAGCCUUUGACAGACCAACAAUUAAUGGGCAUAUGUAAUCUGCAGCAGUCCUCCCAACAGGCUGAAGAUGCCUUAUCACAAGGCAUGGAAGCGCUGCAACAAUCUCUAGUAGACACCCUUUCAUCUGCAUGUUUGGGUCCUACUGGUUCUGGAAAUGUUGCAGACUAUAUGGGACAGAUGGCAAUUGCCAUGGGCAAGCUAGCCACAUUGGAGAACUUCCUUCACCAGGCUGACCUCUUGAGACAACAAACCCUGCAACAAAUGCAUCGAAUUUUGACUACUCGCCAAGCAGCCCGCGCCCUUCUAGUUAUUAGUGAUUACACUUCUCGGCUCCGGGCACUUAGCUCUUUAUGGUUAGCGCGCCCUAGAAAUUGAUAUUCUUUCAUUCCAUGAAGCUCUUCUUGAUUUCAUUAAUGCUUUGCACAGAAUAGUACAGCUAUUUCACCUUCUUUUGGAACCCAUUGAAGGUGCUUGGAAGGGGAUGGUGAAGCAUGAUGUCAUAUGUCCCAAAGAUAACUGUUGGUUGCUGUGGUUGUAAUUUUGUCAGCAAUCCUAGGAAAACAAAUUCUGCCUAUUCGCCUACAGAAAUGGUAGUAUUGAGAAGAGCGCUGUAUAUUAAGUAGGAUCUGAAAAUGUAUUGUGAUUGUCAGUAGUAAUCUCACAUGUGAGGCAUAUCAUCCAAGGCAUUGAUGGUGGUAGUAAUGGCCUUGGUGCAUUGCUAACUUAGUUCAAUGCCCCAAAGCAUUUAACGGUAUAGAUUAUACUAACAUGUCAGUUGUUCCAUGUACUGGCUGUAUCCCAAAUUAUGGUAAUGUUUCAAAUCGGAAUGGACCAGUGCUUUUAGCAAUUUA
Molecule: messenger RNA, 2037 nt
Organism: Theobroma cacao (cacao)
Lineage: Eukaryota; Viridiplantae; Streptophyta; Magnoliopsida; Malvales; Malvaceae
Product: transcription factor TGA2.3
Biological process (GO): DNA-templated transcription; regulation of DNA-templated transcription
Molecular function (GO): DNA-binding transcription factor activity; sequence-specific DNA binding
Source: RefSeq, a predicted model, not a curated record